Messenger RNA from Phascolarctos cinereus (koala), 1641 nucleotides. It is a transcript of the gene RPUSD4, whose product is annotated as RNA pseudouridine synthase D4. Gene Ontology annotation, biological process: pseudouridine synthesis. The record is from RefSeq and is a predicted model, not a curated record. Gene Ontology annotation, molecular function: RNA binding; pseudouridine synthase activity. NCBI's taxonomy places the organism in Eukaryota, Metazoa, Chordata, Mammalia, Diprotodontia, Phascolarctidae.
CCUACGCUGCUUGUAGUAGCCUUCCUUCCCUCUCCCGUGACGGGUAAGAUGGCUGCGUCCGCGAGGAGUGUGCUGAGUCUCUCGGCCUGGGAUACUGGCCGCAUUUGGGGGCGGCACUCCGUCCUCGUGGCCAAGUGCUUGUGUUCCGCUACUGCCGCAGCUCAACCUUUGAGUGCUCAGCAGCUAGCAGAGAACCUGCGAGCCAAGAAGCAAGAACAAAAAGCGAAGGAGAGGGAGGUGCCUAGAGACCCUGUUCAGAGGAGAGUGCAGGAGCUGAAACGGUAUACUCAGCAGCUACAGAAUGUCCACCCCAAUGUGUUAUCUAAAGCAUUGAAGAGAGGGAUCCUACAUCAAGACAAGAACCUUGUUGUCAUUAACAAGCCAUAUGGUCUGCCUGUGCAUGGUGGCCCAGGGGUCAAGAGCUGUAUCACCGACAUCCUGCCUAUUUUGGCUAAGAUGUUAUAUGGCGACAAAGCAGAGCCGUUGCACCUCUGCCAUCGUCUGGACAAGGAGACAACAGGAGUGAUGGUGUUGGCACGGGACAAGGAGAUGGCUUACCAAGUCCAAGAGCUGUUUAAAACCCGGCAGGUGGCAAAGAAGUACUGGGCCAUCUGUGUGGGGGUCCCCGUUCAUUCAGCAGGGAUGAUAGAUAUCCCUAUAAUUGAGAAGGAGGUGCAAGGCCAGCAGAAACACCAUAAGAUGACAUUGGCACCCAACUACCGCAUGGAGAAUGGGAAAACCAUGAAGGUCCGUCCAAACAGGCACGCUCAUGUUGCUGUGACCCAGUAUCAGGUGCUAAGCAGCACUCUGUCCUGUGCCCUCUUAGAGCUGCAGCCCAUCACAGGGGUUAAGCAUCAACUUCGAGUCCACCUAGCCUUUGGAUUGGGGUGUCCAGUCCUUGGGGAUCACAAAUAUUCUGACUGGAACAAGUUGGCUCCCCAGAAAUUGUCUGUUGGCAUCCUGAAGAAACUGGGUCUGGAAAAGACAAAGACCCGUUACCUUCCUCUCCACCUGCAUGCCCAGCAGCUGAUCCUACCUUCCCUGAGCUCUGAAAAUCAGGAACUUAACUUGGUUUGCAAGCUCCCCAAGUUCUUCGUGCAUUCUUUAUCACAUCUAAGACUGGAAAUCCCUGAGAAAGACUGAGAUUAAAGUGAGGUACUGAAUAGAACAUGGUAUGGGACAAUUGGACAAUUUUUCAUUGGGCCCAUUGGCUUUGCUCUCUCUUGGAGCCUGUAUUCUGUGAAGCAAGAAAGUUCAAGAGAUGACUCUCCAGGAGGAGGUCUUCAUCGUCCUCCAGAUACUUUUGACUUUGAAGUUGGAGCUGCUGGGUGGGUUGACUUUCCGUGGAAUUAGAAUCCAGCAUCCAGAUGUACAAAGGACAAAUAUGAUGGGCUGAAGAUUCUGAGUUAUUUCAGGUUCUCUUAUAUAAAACAAAGCUUACUUUCUGAUAAGGUCAGCAGGUCGUGGAGAUGCUUGUUUUGUGGGUUUGUAUUAUCCUCUCACUUCACUGGAACAGAAGAACCCAGCUAAGCUAGGCAGACUGGUAUAAGUGGGGAAAAUUAAAUAUAGAUAAUCCCCAAGGACAGAAACAAGAACCAAAAACUAUAUUCUUCCUAUAAUAAAAUUCUUAUUUAAACUGUA